Cadophora gregata is the source of this 810-nucleotide messenger RNA. It is a transcript of the gene EMG1, whose product is annotated as 18S rRNA pseudouridine methyltransferase. Gene Ontology annotation, cellular component: nucleolus; small-subunit processome. Gene Ontology annotation, molecular function: rRNA (pseudouridine) methyltransferase activity; rRNA binding. Gene Ontology annotation, biological process: rRNA base methylation. The transcript is spliced from 3 exons. NCBI's taxonomy places the organism in Eukaryota, Fungi, Ascomycota, Leotiomycetes, Helotiales, Ploettnerulaceae. Bases 1 to 810 code for a protein of 269 amino acids. The record is from RefSeq and is a predicted model, not a curated record.
AUGCCAUUGAUGACUGGAAGUAGCGAGGGACGGUCUUCACCAGAUGCCCGCUCAGUGAAGCGUCAAAGAACCCAAUCCCUUCCACCCCCCGCCCUCCCCCAGCUCGUCGCAGAGCAGCAUAUCCCAAUUCCCUCCACCGACAAGGACACCCGCAGAUUGAUCGUCGUCCUCUCCAAUGCCAGCUUGGAGACAUAUAAAGCUAGUUUCGGUGGCAACAGACCGGGUGCACAGCGCGAGGAGAAAUACUCGCUGCUCAACAGUGACGAGCACAUCGGCGUCAUGCGCAAGAUGAACCGCGAUAUCAGCGAUGCCCGACCUGACAUUACACAUCAGUGCCUUCUUACUUUGCUCGACUCACCUAUCAACAAGGCUGGAAAGUUGCAAAUUUACAUCCAUACCGCCAAGGGAGUACUCAUCGAGGUCAGCCCAACCGUUCGUAUCCCGCGUACAUUCAAGCGAUUUGCUGGUCUCAUGGUCCAACUGCUGCACCGUCUGUCCAUUCGAUCUGUCAACUCGCAGGAAAAGCUACUCAAGGUCAUCGCAAACCCUAUCUCUGAUCAUCUUCCUCCGAACUGCCGAAAGAUAACCCUCAGUUUCGACUCUCCACUGGUGCGCGUACGAGAAUAUGUGGAGACUCUGGAUGAGAAGGAGAGCAUUUGUGUGUUUGUGGGUGCCAUGGCCAAGGGAUCCGACAACUUCGCCGACCAAUUUGUUGAUGAGAAGAUCUCGAUCAGCAACUACAGUCUCUCAGCAAGUGUCGCAUGCAGCAAAUUCUGCCACGCUGCUGAGGAUGUGUGGGGUAUUAUCUAG